Arabis nemorensis is the source of this 483-nucleotide messenger RNA. The record is from the annotation of a GenBank genome assembly. NCBI's taxonomy places the organism in Eukaryota, Viridiplantae, Streptophyta, Magnoliopsida, Brassicales, Brassicaceae.
AUGCCGCCUAAAACCAGAACUGGAAAAUCCCCAAAGAAGACCGAGAAGAGACCUCGGGAUCCUCCUCCGGCGAAGGAAGCUCCGGCUGCGGCGGCGACUUCUAAAGGAGGUGGGUCGAAGGCUGGUAAACGUAAAGCGGCCAAACAGCAAGGCGAGGGUCGCAAUGUCCGAAAGAAGAUAAGCACACCGGCUCUGGCAACGUCUGCGGCGGUUCCGUCUCCUCCGCCGCGUGCACAAUCGGAAUCUUCUUCACCGGUCUGCGGCGGUUCCGUCUCCUCCGCCGCGGCGCGAAGUCCUCAGCAGGCAGAGCACCGGUCUCAUUCUCAGUCUUCAGAUCCGGCGGCUGUGCCGCCUCCGCAGCCAUCUCUUCAGCCUCCGGCUCCGGCCUCGGCUCCGGAAGGUUCAACGUCGCAAAGGGUAAUAGGAUUUGCUAGUUGUACUGUAUUUGCUAGUUGUACUGUAUUUGCUAUUUAUACUAGUUAG